UCGGAGCGCCCCCGGGGCGCCACGGCUUCUCGGCGGGCCGCUGUCGGCAGGCUGCUUCUGAUCGCCGGCCCUGCAUCGCUGGACGCCGUGCUCCGCGAGAGAAGCCCGCCUGCGUCGGGGCACAGCAGCGGCGGCGCCGCGCCGGAUUCCGCCCUCUGCCUGGCCCGGGUGGCCCCACAGCCGGCAGCGAGGAGCCCGGGGAUCGCGAAGCCAGAGCGACAGCGCCCAGUACCGGCGGGUGCAGGCCAGUCCCGCGCGGCUCGGGGACUAGGGGGAGGCGACAGGCAAAGGGCCGCACCACGGGAGCCGGUCCUCGCCCCCGCCCCCUGCACGGACGCGCCGAAGGCUCGGCUCGGCUUCCGCCGGGGCCCCGUUCCUACUCUCGCGGCGGGAGGUGGGGGAUGCGGGCGACGGCCCCCCGGGCUCCAGGACCCUCCCCCCCAGGGCUCCGGAGCUGUUGCUCCCCCGUCCUCUCCACCCCCCAUCCCACCUCCCCACCCCUUGGCACCCGAAGCUUCUCCGCGCCGCGACCCCCGCCAAGCAGCCCGAGCCGCCGCCUCGUCCGGAAGACAGACGCGGAGCUCCGCUUAGGCAGCAUCUGCGAGCCGGGAGGCGCCGCCCGCAAGGACACCUCUCCGUCCCGCCUCGUCCGCAACUCCGGUCCCCGUCUAGCUCGACGCGAGCCAGGAGUCCGGACGUGCCUGCGCCGCGCAGCAGCCGGAGCCGACCCGCUGCCCUAG
Chinchilla lanigera (long-tailed chinchilla) is the source of this 740-nucleotide messenger RNA. Its product is annotated as translation initiation factor IF-2-like. Lineage: Eukaryota; Metazoa; Chordata; Mammalia; Rodentia; Chinchillidae. The record is from RefSeq and is a predicted model, not a curated record.